Trypanosoma conorhini is the source of this 1029-nucleotide messenger RNA. Its product is annotated as nucleic acid binding protein Tc38. The record is from RefSeq and is a predicted model, not a curated record. The transcript has a single exon. Bases 1 to 1029 code for a protein of 342 amino acids. NCBI's taxonomy places the organism in Eukaryota, Euglenozoa, Kinetoplastea, Trypanosomatida, Trypanosomatidae.
AUGAACUCCAAGAGCAGGGUGGGUGGGACGAAGGGUGACACGAAGGGAGUUAGCCGACAGCGCCCACCAAAAGAGGAGAAGCGGAAUGCCUCUAGCGGCGAAGCCGCAAAAAAGGCGUCUGUAGGACGCAAGGCGGAUGAAACGCACGUCAAACGUGCCCAGUCCGCAAAUGUUCCUUCUGUCCAGCAGAAAGUGCAAGUGACCACUGCCACCAGUUGGGUGAAGGGAAGUAGUUCGCUUUCUUUUGCCGAUGUUGUACGGAAAAAGACGGAGGCUGCGGUCGUGACUGUGCUGCCGGAGCAGCUCCACGAGGAAGUUGCGGAAUCCGUUCAUGAGGAAACGGAUGCUGUAGAAGUGACGCCUGAUGUUCAAGAAGAUCCGGUGCAUGUUCCUCCUGAGCAGACUGAGCACACUGAGAAGGAGGACAUUGCGUACGCCACGAUGCAGCAGGAUGCUGCUAUUGUUGAAGCCGUUAUUCCUCCCCCUCCUGAGGAGGAAGUGGAGGAGGUGCCUUCUGUAAAAUACUACGUGCUUGAGAUUGACAGAAUUGUGGAGGAGUCUGUGAACCUGCCUCCCCGCACGAUGACGACUGCAACGGAGUACAUGGGGGUCUACACCUUUUCGGGGCAGGCAGGUAAGCCCCCGACGCCCCCCGCGACGACGCAACUUCAACAGCAGUUUUAUCGUCCCGAGGCGACGGCUGCUAGGACAUUUGCUGGAAUGGGCGGAACCGCAGAUCUCAGCCGGGGACAGCACUGGGGACCACAGCCAGGUCACGCAGUGGAUUACACAAACGCAAACUGGUCACUUCCGGAUCGUGGUCAGCGCGUCUUCCACCAGGGGAUGCAGUACAGCUCGUACGCGCCGCCGCCACCCGUGCAGCAGCAGCAGCAGCAACCACAGAGGAAUUUCAUGCCACAGACUGUCAACCGUAUUCUGCAGAACGAUGCUGCAGAUGCUCCGCUGCGUCAUAUCCGUGACCCGGGAGCAUUCAACCGCCAGUCAGGCAAUGGCGGAGGCGUGUGGUGA